Molecule: messenger RNA, 2256 nt
Organism: Manis pentadactyla (Chinese pangolin)
Lineage: Eukaryota; Metazoa; Chordata; Mammalia; Pholidota; Manidae
Gene: POLR2D
Product: RNA polymerase II subunit D
Exons: 4
Coding region: 45-473 (142 amino acids)
Biological process (GO): nuclear-transcribed mRNA catabolic process, deadenylation-dependent decay; mRNA export from nucleus in response to heat stress; positive regulation of translational initiation
Cellular component (GO): P-body; RNA polymerase II, core complex
Molecular function (GO): translation initiation factor binding; nucleotide binding
Source: RefSeq, a predicted model, not a curated record
CGCUUCCGCUUCCGGCGGGGUAGGUGGGGUCUUGUCGCUCGAAGAUGGCGGCUGGUGGGAGCGACGUGCGGGCUGGCGACGUAGAGGAGGACGCGUCACAGCUCAUCUUCCCUAAAGAGUUUGAAACGGCUGAGACACUUCUCAACUCAGAGGUUCACAUGCUUCUCGAGCACCGGAAGCAACAGAAUGAGAGCGCAGAGGAUGAACAGGAACUUUCCGAGGUCUUCAUGAAAACUUUAAACUACACGGCCCGUUUCAGUCGCUUCAAAAACAGAGAGACCAUUGCCAGUGUCCGUAGCUUGUUGCUCCAGAAGAAGCUUCAUAAAUUUGAGUUGGCCUGUUUGGCCAACCUUUGCCCAGAGACUGCAGAGGAGUCCAAGGCUCUGAUCCCAAGCCUGGAGGGGCGGUUUGAAGAUGAGGAGCUCCAGCAGAUCCUUGAUGAUAUCCAGACCAAGCGCAGCUUUCAGUACUAACCUGCAGGCACCCCUGCUGCCGAGGGCGCCGCGCCCCGUUCCCCUGCAGGAGCCACCUGGGCUUCCUUUGGGUGGAACAGCCCAGCUCGGUCCUGCCUUGGGUUGCUGUUUCAGACUUGACUGUUGGACUGUGACCAUCUUUGAGAGGCCCUGUGGUGGCUGCCUGUGGGAAUGGGGGAGGUGGGGUGCAUAGAAGCUACGCUGUUGACUACCUCAUCCCUUUGUUGUUUUUGAUUCCUAAUACUUCAUGUUUCCAUUUCAGUAUGUUUAUGGUUUUUGAAACUAUACUAGAACAUACAAAGCUGGUAUAAGAAACAAAAGUCUUACCUAGUGCAGAAAGAAUUAAAUCGACCAGUAUCAUUGUUUGAAAUUCUUAAAGAAAGAAUGACUGUUUGAGAGCCUUGGCGUCGUUGUGCUUAACCCAGAAACAGGGCAGAAGCACGCUGUGGAGGGCAGCCCCGUUCCAGAGAGGGUAAGUAGGCCAAGUAUUGUGAGGCCAUAGCCUUGGAAAGGACGGGCAUGGUGGGCUUUUUCUUGCACGUUGCCGAAUGUAGAUUGGGAGUGAGUGGUCCUCAAGAACUGUCCUCUCACUCUCAAAUUAAGGUAUUUCCUUCAUAGGCCAGACCUGAAGCUCUGAGCGCUUUGAAGAUUCUUAUGGGUCGUCCCUUGCUAAGUAGCAGCUCUCUGGCUUGCUGCUGAGCUACAGGUCCCCUGUGGUCGGGUACCACAGGGAGGAAGGGAGCCUGCCCCUUCCCUUGAGCCACUACUGUGAACUCACUUGAUCUAAGGCUUGUUGUGGGAAACGUUAAUGGUUUAACUUUCUAUCUUUGAUUUUUCUGAAGGGAAACAUUUCUGUUUUCUUUACAAUUUGAGGUUUUUUCCUUUGGAACAUUAGUCUUUUCAUCCUUGGACACCUUCACAUCUUUGAGAUUUAUCUGUGUUCUCAGUUGUGAAACGUGGAUAAUAAUGGCAUGUAUAUUCCAUAGAUACUUUAAGAUUGAGAAAAUUAUUUAAAAGAGCCUAUUGGUGUCUGACAUUAUGCCCCAUAAGUGUUAGCUAUUAUUAGUAGCUCAGUCAGAUGACAUGACAAAUCAGUUUGUUUCAUAGAAAAUCAUUCAAGAGUUUGGUGGCAUACCAAUCAGUAAUUGUAGCAGGCUGUGAGAACCCAAUUGCUUACUCUUUAAGUCUGCACAAUUACUUCUGAAGAGAGGCAGUUACAUGUGCAGGUUGGCACCAGGCGGUGGAACAGCAAGAACAAACAUGGAUGACAGGCCUGAGUUACAGUUUAGGUGCCUGUGCGAUGUAGCCCAAGAAUACCAUAGGGCCACCGUCCUCCCUGGUGAUUCCUCCUGUGGACCAGGAGUCUGAGCUACCUGAGAGCAUUUGAGUACGUGAAGUGCCUGACAUGUAGUUAAGCACUAAUACAUGACAGGAAGAUGAUUAGAAGCAGAUUUCAGAACAACUCAUACCAGGGAAUUACUGUGGAAGCAAUCUUGUGCUGUAUUACAGAUUCAAAGCCUGGACAGUCAGUUUCUGGACAUUGUUCUUUAUGGUUCUGGACAGCAUCAUACUGUUGAGAGUGGUCAUCAGGAGACCCUGCAAAGUCCUUGAUCAUCUGUGAAAAAUUGUUAGGCUCCCAGAAUGUGCAAAAGCAGAAUUUGGGGACGCAUUGAAACAAAAAGAUGUCAUGUUGUCAAACCGUCACUUAGCAAAAGACUCAAGUAAGCAGUUGAAACUUUUCUGAAAACUAGUCAGUCUGGUUUUAAUAAAAUAUUAAACUUGA